Messenger RNA from Morus notabilis, 2025 nucleotides. Its product is annotated as protein DETOXIFICATION 56. Gene Ontology annotation, cellular component: membrane. The record is from RefSeq and is a predicted model, not a curated record. The transcript has a single exon. Gene Ontology annotation, molecular function: xenobiotic transmembrane transporter activity; antiporter activity. Gene Ontology annotation, biological process: xenobiotic detoxification by transmembrane export across the plasma membrane. The coding region runs from base 188 to 1645 and encodes 485 amino acids. NCBI's taxonomy places the organism in Eukaryota, Viridiplantae, Streptophyta, Magnoliopsida, Rosales, Moraceae.
ACCAAUGCCUUUCUCACUCUCAUCACUCACUACAAAUCCACCCCGUCACUCCCUCUCUUCUGAUCCACAAUUGGCCGUUAAAAAUUCUCAAGUCCUUUCCAAUUUGCUUCUUCUAAAGAAAAACUAUCCUCGCAAGUCAAGAGAUCCAUAAAACAAGCCUUUUUCAACAGUUCACUACAAACCCACCAUGCCAGAAACAUCAAACUUGCAAGAGAACCAAACGACAACACCAUCUAAUACUCGAAAAUGGCCCGAUAAAAUGAUAAGAGAGCUAAAAUCUCAACAAAGAUUAACCUUUCCAUUGGCUUUCAUGAACUUGACAUGGUUCAUAAGAAUAGCCAUCUCAACAGCAUUUCUAGGCCGGCUAGGAGAGCUUCAGCUGGCAGGCGGCGCGCUUGCCUUCACUUUCGCUAAUGUCACAGGCUUCUCCUUCUUGAGCGGGCUAUGUGGCGCCAUGGAACCCAUAUGUGGCCAAGCUCGUGGAGCUAAAAACGUCAAGCUCCUCCACAAGACCCUUCUCAUGGUAACCCUUUUGCUGCUGCUAGUGUCAAUUCCUAUUUCUUUCUUGUGGCUCAACGUUGACAAAAUCCUCAUCCAUUUUGGCCAACAAGAAGACAUUGCAAUCGUCGCGAAAAAGUACCUCUUCUAUCUCCGUCCUAACUUAGUAGUCGCCUCUUUACAAUAUCCUCUCAAGACAUACUUGAGCUCACAAAGCAUUACAGCUCCUAUCAUGCUCAGCUCAGCUCUUGCGCUUGCUUGCCAUGUCCCCAUCAACAUCUUUCUCUCCAAAGCCAAGGGUCUUGAGGGGGUUUCCAUGGCUGCUUGGAUCAGCAAUCUCAUAAUUGUGAUUAUACUAGCCCCAUAUGUGUUUGUGGUGGAACACAAAAAGGAUGGGAAAUGGAAACAAGGUGGAUGGUGGGACCAAGGAUAUGAAGAUUGGAAGAAGCUUCUCAAGCUUUCAGGAGCAUGUUGCCUCACAACCUGCCUUGAGUGGUGGUGUUCUGAGAUCCUAGUCCUUCUAUCAGGGAGGCUUCAUAACCCCAAACAAGCAGUUGGGAUCAUAGUCAUUGUGCAAAACUUUGACUAUCUUCUCUACUCUGUCAUCAUUUCCCUCUCUUCUUGUGCAUCAAUCCGUGUGUCGAACGAGCUAGGCGCGAAUAGAUUGGGGCCUGCCCGUUACGCAGCCUAUGUGUCUCUUGUAGUGAGUCUGAUCCUAGGCUUCAUAGGUGGCUUGUUGAUGGUUGCAGCCAGAGGAAGUUGGGGGGCUUUGUUCAGCCAUGACAAGGGGAUUAUAAGAGGCGUGAAGAAGAUGUUGUUGUUGAUGGCUUUGAUUGAAAUGAUGAAUUUCCCUUUAACAGUUUGUGGAGGAAUUGUUAGGGGAACAGCUAGGCCAUGGCUGACUAUGUAUGCAAAUUUUGGGGCGUUUUAUCUCCUUGCUUUGCCUUUAGGGGUGGUUUUUGCCUUUAAGCUUGGGUUUGGGCUUGGUGGAUUAUUGACAGGGUUAUUAAUAGGGGUUGCUGCUUGUCUAGUUCUGUUGUUGGUGUUUGUUUUCAGGAUCAAAUGGGAUAAAGAAGCCGGUAAAGCACAAAUACUUGCCUCGGUUAACGUUCCUCAUGCCUCUGGCUCUGAAAUGUCGGGUGAGUAAUGAUGGGGAAUGAGGAUCACAAAACUGUAGAAACAGUUGAUAAUGACCAAGUACAAGAAUAAGAGAAUUCUUUGGUAGAUCAUGAAAAAGCGCCCUAUUGGUUCUAGGCCAUCAAAAAAUUUUCGGAUUUUGUUGAAUUCGUAUUGGUAAUUUUUAUUGUGAUACCAUUCUGAUGUGAUUUGAAUAGUGGGAACUGUAUUUUUUUCCCUAUCAGAGAAUCCUCAAUGAGAUUUCAAAACAAAACAGUGAGUGUUAAAUUAAUACAUUAGCGACAAAGCAAAUGAGGUUUUGGUCCUCCCUACUUAGGCGAGAGUUUUUCCUUCUCAUUAUUAGCUCUUGUUUAUUUAUGCAACUUUCAUGAAACAGGAAACUGCCGGCAA